AUGUUCAAAUACACCGUUGUCAUCUUUGCUGUCAUCGCUUGCGCAGUUGCAAAGCCAGCACCAGGACUUCUUGCUGCACCACUUGCCUACUCAGCUCCAUUGGUUGCUGCCGCUCCAGGAGUUGUUACUGCCACUUCUAGCCAAGUGAUCGCAAGGAAUUACAAUGGAAUUGCAACUGCACCCGUUUACGCUGCUGCUCCAAUUGCCAAAUAUGUUGCCGCUCCAGUUGCUGCUCCUCUAGCUGCUGCUCCACUUCCUUUGGCUGCUGCACCAUUGGCUGCUAAGUACGUAGCUUCACCUUAUGCUUCUCCAUUGGCCUACUCAGCACCUUUGGCUGCUGCCCCUCUAGGAUAUGCUGCUUCAUACGGAUAUGCGUCUCCUUUGAGCUACUCGUAUGCUUCAGCACCUCUUCUGUUAUAA
Episyrphus balteatus (marmalade hoverfly) is the source of this 420-nucleotide messenger RNA. RefSeq names its product cuticle protein 16.5-like. The transcript is spliced from 2 exons. Bases 1 to 420 code for a protein of 139 amino acids. Lineage: Eukaryota; Metazoa; Arthropoda; Insecta; Diptera; Syrphidae. The record is from RefSeq and is a predicted model, not a curated record.